AUGGCUCGAUCUCAGCUAGCAGAGCUCAAAGCUUUGCGUGCGCAAGGAAAAACCCGUUCGGCAACGUACAAGGUUGAAGAUGAUGCUGAUAUCUAUGAUGAAGUCGAUCAGACGGAAUAUAGCAAAGUCUUGAGGGCCAGAAUGGCUGAAGAGGACUUUGUAGUCGAUGAUAAUGGUGGUGACUAUGUUGAUAAUGGUGCCUACGAGUGGGACACGCCGGCCUACUCUGACGACGAGCACAUACCCACCAACAUACGAAAAAAGCACAAGGGUACCAAGGCUGAGAAGCAGGACGAGAAGAGAGAUGGCGCAGUUUCGUCGUUGUUUAGGAAAAGCGCGAAACCUCAGUCAAUGUUUCAGAAACCGGUGAUCCGUGAUCAAUCGGCAAUUGACGAUAUCAUUAAUGGCCUGACGCCUGAUUCUACAAAGGCAAAGCCGAGAGCGGCCCUCAAAAGAUCCCUGGGCGUCGCAGCCACCCGCACCCCCUUGAGAGAGAUAUCCAAGCGAGCUGCAAUUGACACACCAACACCGGCCGAACGCGGUUUCCCUAAGAUGUCCAAGCUCCCUUCGUCGCCACCGGCUCAACCAGACGAAGAAACACAAGCCGACACUUCGCCAAUUGCUAUGCCACCCCUUGCUCCGACAGGACCGGCUAUCUCAGAUGAUAGUGACGAUGAUAACGAUACCCCAGUUGCUUUGGUACAAGCAGCACAUGUCGAGAAUUUGCCACCAAUGUUGGAACCGUCUACUCCUCUGCCGUCGAGUGAGAUUGAUCUGCAAAUUGCCCAGACCUUAGUCGAGGCGUCUUUCGAGGAGGUCACCUCUGAACAGCCUGGACUUGAUAAUAAAGACACAGCAAAACUUUUUUGGUUCGAUUUCACCGAGCUCAAUGGAAACUUUGUACUGUUCGGACGUACAGAGGAUAAUAAAAGUAUUAGUGUCGAUGUCCGCGACAUGUACCGCUCAGUAUACUUUCUUCCUGCCGAGGGCUACAGCCCAUUAGAUGUUAACGAUGCUGUUGCCGAUGUGUUAGCGUCUCAUCGCAUUCGUGAAGUUCGUGCCCGGAAAGUCACGAAGAAAUAUUGCUUUGGGCUCCCAGAUGUUCCAGCCGAAACUGAAUAUCUUUGCGUGCAGCUCCCUUUCAGUGCACCCAAAGAAGUGUUUGAAAGCUUAAAAUCCGGUGAAUCUUUCACUCAUGUGUUUGGCUUGACCAGCACUAUGUUUGAAACGUUUGUCGUGAGUCAAAAUGUCAUGGGUCCAUGUUGGCUAGAUGUACAAAAUUUCAAAAGCUCAGGCAACUCCACUUGGGCCAAGCUUAAUGUAUCGGUCUCAGGAACUUCGUCUGUAACAGUUGCUCAAGAACAACCGCCGAUGCCUGCUUUGAAUUUACUGGGCUUGUCGAUUCGUACUCGGAUCACCGCUUCUAACAUGGAAAUUGUGGCAAUCUCAGCUAGAUUUUACCAAAAUGUGAACGUUGAUGGAACCGAAAAAGCGUCACAGUUACCAGUGGUAUCAUGCACCUGUGUUCGUCCGAUUGACAAGGUGUUUCCGACUGGCUUCAAGAGUGCCGUAGAAGCUUUUCACCAGAAACAAGGUGUGAGGACUAUCACUACUGUUGCUAGUGAGAACGCGUUGCUUUCAUGGUUCAUAGCUCAGAUUCAAAGGUUCGACCCUGAUGUUAUUGUUGGCCACGAGCUUGAAAGUAUUCAGUUACAAGUGCUGUUAUCUCGUCUCCGCGAUCUCAAGGUUCAAUUUUGGUCCAAGAUGGGACGUACCAAACGAGCAGCGUGGCCCAAUCGCAUUGACGAUUUCACUGUUCGCACACUCAUGUCUGGCCGUCUCAUUUUCGAUCUGAGCAAUGACUUUGGACGUUCAUUAGUGCCCAGUUGCACCGAAUGGUCGCUAUCUGAAAUAUCGCAGACUGUUCUCAAGUCGGCACACGUUGAUGUAGGCGUUGAUAUUGAGCGUAUCAGCUGGAUCAAUGAUGGUGCAUCUGGCUUAUUGAGAGUUUUGCGUCAUAACGACGGUGAUGCAGCUCUUGUUGUCGCAAUUGGCCUCGAAACCCAGGCUAUUCCUCUCUCUCGCCAACUCACGAACCUCUCUGGUAACUCUUGGUCGAAAACUAUCACGGGAUCUCGUGUUGAUCGCAACAAUUUCCUGCUUUUACAUGAGUUCACUCGCGAAGGGUACAUUGUUCCUGAUCGUGUCGUAUCAAAGGGCGAGACGAAGCGUGGAAAGGCCAAGUUCGAGGGUGGUAAAGUGUUUGAGCCUAUGAGAGGCUUGCAUAGGUCAAAUGUUUUGGUAAUGGAUUUCAACAGUCUGUAUCCGUCAAUCAUUCAAGAGUUCAACAUUUGCUUCACCACAAUCGACUGCUCCAAGUCAUCGAACUUUGAUGAUCCUCUGCCACCUCUUCCCGACCGUAAUACGGAAAUGGGUAUUUUCCCUCGGCUCAUCAAAACUCUUGUUGACCGCCGCCGGAGUGUUAAAAAUAUGAUAAAGUCGUCGCCAAAUGCGACUGAGCAGGAGCUUGCGCAAUGGGAUAUCCGUCAAACAGCGCUGAAACUCACCGCUAACUCAAUGUAUGGUUGUUUGGGUUUCGCCCAGUCGAGAUUUUAUGCUCUUCCGCUUGCGCGUCUGACAACACAGCAGGGACGCGAAAUUCUGGGACAGACAAAGUCAUUGGCAGAAAACGAAAACCUGAAGGUUAUUUAUGGUGACACUGACUCUGUCAUGAUCAACACUGGUGUGUACACAUAUGAGGAGGCCCGCCAGAUAGGUGAGGUGUUCAAGAAGAUGGUUAAUGCGCAGUACAAGCUUCUUGAGAUUGAUAUUGACAACAUUUUUGGUGCAAUGAUUCUCAAUGCCAAAAAGAAGUAUGCUGCAAUUGAACUUGUGAAGCACGGUGACAAGAUUGAGAAUGUACUUGUCGUUAAAGGUCUUGAUUUGAAGCGCCGUGAGUUCUGCCAACUGUCGAAAGAUGCUUCCAUGUUUGCACUUGAUAAACUUCUUAACAACAGUGACAUUGAUGAGGCGCUUGAGAGUAUCCACGACUUUUUGCGCAAACUCUCUGACGACGUUCGCAACAAUCGCGUACCGCUCGCCAAGUUCACUAUUCACAACCAGUUGGGUAAGGAUCCCGCCGCCUACCAUGAGUCUCACAAACCGGCGCAUGUUCAUGUUGCUUUAAGACGUCUAGCUCGUGGUGAGCUAGUCAGAGCCCAUGAUGUCAUUUCUUACGUCGUGACAGCUCCAUUAGAUGGUGAGACCUCUACUCCAAACGAGCGGGCCAGAUCCCUCAGUGAUAUGCGCAAAGAAAACCGUCAAAUUGAUGUUGACUACUACUUGCAGCAACAGAUUUUGUCAGUUGUGGGACGUAUCUGUGACAAUAUCGAAGAGGCUGAUAUCGGGAAAAUUGCCAACUGUCUUGGCCUCGAGGCCCCUAAAACACAACGCCAGGAAAAUAGGAUGGCUCAGUCGCAGACAUCUUUCAUUCCUUUCGAGUCACAGCUUUCUGAUGCAGAAAGAUUCAAAGACUGUCAACCGCUGAAACUUGUUUGCUACGAUUGCCAGCACGAAACUGCUUACCGUGGAGUCGACAAAACGGUUCUUUCUCCGCGUGGCAUCGAGUGCGUAAAUUGCAAGACUCUGUUUAGCUGCAUCCGAUUGACGUCCCAGGUUGAAAUGACCAUUCGCCGUCAUAUUGCACGCUACUAUGAAACAUGGCUCAAGUGUGAUGAUGCGGCGUGCGGACUUGUUACGAGGCAGAUUGGCGUGUCUGGUGGCAAGCGAUGCUUUGCAAAGGAGGGAACCUGUCGUGGAACACUUUGGCCUAUGUAUUCUAGCCGAGACCUUCACAACCAGUUGAUGUUUUUCGAGGCGAUCUUCGAUAUGGAGAGAGCAUGCAAAACCCUGGCCGAAAACGGCGAGCUCCGGGAACUAGCAACGGCAAACCAAAACCGUUUCCGGACGGCACACAGCAUUGCUCAGCGAUAUUUGAGCAACAAUGGCCGCCAGUAUGUUGACAUGAAGCGCAUUUUCAGCUUUAUGUAA
Wickerhamiella sorbophila is the source of this 4050-nucleotide messenger RNA. RefSeq names its product DNA polymerase alpha catalytic subunit. Lineage: Eukaryota; Fungi; Ascomycota; Dipodascomycetes; Dipodascales; Trichomonascaceae. Gene Ontology annotation, cellular component: alpha DNA polymerase:primase complex. Bases 1 to 4050 code for a protein of 1349 amino acids. The record is from RefSeq and is a predicted model, not a curated record. Gene Ontology annotation, molecular function: DNA-directed DNA polymerase activity; chromatin binding; purine nucleotide binding. Gene Ontology annotation, biological process: leading strand elongation; lagging strand elongation; mitotic DNA replication initiation. The transcript has a single exon.